Messenger RNA from Apus apus (common swift), 9174 nucleotides. RefSeq names its product phosphodiesterase 1C (gene PDE1C). Gene Ontology annotation, biological process: signal transduction. The transcript has 18 exons. Gene Ontology annotation, molecular function: 3',5'-cyclic-nucleotide phosphodiesterase activity. The coding region runs from base 1 to 2151 and encodes 716 amino acids. The record is from RefSeq and is a predicted model, not a curated record. NCBI's taxonomy places the organism in Eukaryota, Metazoa, Chordata, Aves, Apodiformes, Apodidae.
AUGACAGAGCCAAGCAGCAGAAAGGAAGGAUUUAAAAAAUGCCGGAGUGCUACUUUCAGCAUCGAUGGCUAUAGCUUUACAAUUGUUGCAAACGAGACAGGUGACAAAAAUGCCCGACCGCUUUCACGAUUUGCCCGAUCUAAAUCACAAAACUGCUUGUGGAAUACCAUUAUCGGUGGGCUGACAGGCAACCUCAAGGAAAGGCCAAAACCGACCAUUAUCAGUGACCCUAGACCUCCUGAAGAAAUCUUGGCAGAUGAAUUACCACCGGUGGACAGUCCUGAGGCGCUGGUGAAAACAUCUUUCAGAUUGCGGUCUCUGGUAAAGCAGUUAGAGAGAGGGGAAGCUUCAGUUGUAGACCUAAAGAAGAAUUUGGAAUAUGCUGCGACUGUUCUUGAGUCAGUAUACAUUGAUGAAACCAGGCGUUUACUGGACACGGAAGAUGAGCUCAGUGACAUCCAGUCCGACUCUGUCCCCUCAGAGGUCCGGGACUGGUUGGCUUCUACCUUCACACGGCAAAUGGGGAUGAUGCUCAAAAGGACAGAGGAAAAACCCCGGUUCAGGAGUAUCGUCCAUGCAGUACAAGCUGGGAUAUUUGUGGAAAGGAUGUACAGACGGACUUCAAAUAUGGUUGGUUUGAGCUACCCACCAGCUGUGAUUGGAGUGCUAAAGAAUGUAGACAAGUGGUCCUUUGAUGUAUUUGCACUAAACGAUGCCAGUGGGGAUCACGCACUUAAAUUCAUUUUCUAUGAACUUCUCACACGCUAUGAUCUGAUCAACCGUUUCAAGAUCCCCAUUUCUGCCCUGGUGUCCUUUGUGGAAGCUCUGGAGGUUGGCUACAGUAAACACAAAAAUCCCUAUCACAACCUAAUGCAUGCUGCAGAUGUGACACAGACGGUCCAUUACCUCCUUUUCAAGACAGGCGUAGUGCACUGGCUGACAGAGCUGGAGAUCUUCGCUAUGAUCUUUGCAGCUGCCAUCCAUGACUAUGAGCACACUGGAACCACCAACAACUUUCACAUCCAGACACGGUCAGACUCAGCCAUUCUAUAUAAUGACCGAUCUGUGCUUGAAAAUCACCACGUUAGCGCGGCGUAUCGUCUUUUGCAAGAUGAUGAAGAGAUGAAUAUUUUAUCUAAUCUCUCAAAGGAUGACUGGAGAGAAUUCAGAGCUCUAGUGAUUGAGAUGGUGUUGGCCACUGAUAUGUCCUGUCACUUCCAGCAAAUCAAAGCCAUGAAGAAUGCUUUGCAGCAGCCAGAAGGAAUUGACAAGCCGAAAGCCUUAUCCCUGUUGUUGCAUACAGCAGAUAUCAGUCAUCCAGCCAAGGCCUGGGAUCUCCAUCAUCGCUGGACCAUGUCUCUGCUAGAGGAGUUCUUCAGACAGGGUGACAAAGAAGCAGAACUAGGGCUUCCCUUCUCUCCACUGUGUGAUCGCAAGUCGACUAUGGUUGCUCAGUCUCAAAUAGGUUUCAUUGAUUUCAUUGUGGAACCCACUUUUACUGUGCUGACCGACAUGACUGAGAAGAUCGUGACUCCGCUCAUCGAUGAAGCUUCUCGCUCUGGCAUGUCCGGGUUCAGACGUUCCAGUUUGAAUAGCAUCAGUCCCUCCGAAGUUAAAAGAUCAAGUGUCAAGAGCACUGGGUCCGAAGGAAGUGCCUCACUCAACUGCUCCAUACUCACUGUGGACUUCAAAUGUUUUAAAGCCACCUGGACUGAGGUGGUUCAGCAGAACCGGGAGAAAUGGAAAGCACAAGCCACCAAAGAAGAAAAAGCUAAGAAAGAAGCAGAGGAAAAUGUUCAUCAGGGAACAGAUGAAAAGAAAACCGAUGAAAAAGAUGAGAAGAAGCCAUCUGAAGAUGCCACAGCAGCAAAGACAGAGAACAGCAAAGAAACAAAUCCUGGGGAAAACAGAAGUGCAGAUUCCAAUAAGAGUAAUGUAAAUGGGACUCAGCAAACUGGGGUGAACAAACAUGAAGCCUCUCAAGGGAAAAACACAUCUAGGACAGAUAAGGGAACUGAUUCUCAUCACUCAGCAGGAGAAGAAAAACAGCAUGUCCAGAAUGGUGAAUUAAAGGAAGACAAUAAAUUGGACAAAAAAGAUCACUCUAGUGUGGGGGAUGAAUCAAAGAAAACAGAUGAUACAGAAGAGUAAAAAUAUAUUUUAAAAGAGACUGCCAAUUUCUUUCAUCAUUUUAGCUGAGCUGCUUCAUUCCUGUUCUCCUCCUCCUUCCACAAAGACCAGUUUCUGGGGAAGGCAUUAAACAACUCUCAAAACACUCCUCCCACUGGCUACUUCACAGCUAAUGACUCUGGGUUCUAGGGUGGGGGCCUUGCUUUAUUGGGUCAGUUUUAUUUUUGUUUGUUUUGGUUUCGUGUUUAUGUGUGCAUUUUUUGUUGUUUUGGGAAACUUUUUGUUAAAAAAAACCAAAACCAAACAAGUGAUGAUUUCCUGAUGCAAAUGGUUCCAUUUUUCUGAACAGGUCAAGCAAACAGAUGAGAGUCAUCUUCAAAAGCCAUUAUUAUCCUUUGCUAUGCCUCAUUUUGUGAAACCAACAUUAGGAUGAUGCAAAAGAAUAUUAAAAAAACAAACAACAACACAACAAACCCAAACCAAAAAACCCCAAACUUGAUUAUACUUCACUUUUACUAUUUUUCGUUUCCCCAAGAGCCAUUUCCAAUUGCUGGUAGACAGAAUUUGACAUCAGUUUUACUGUCUCUGUAAAGAUUUUUAUGAAUAAGAAUGGUGAAUUUGUAGGGUCAUUUGACCAUUUGUUAUGCUUGGUGUCUUUUCCAGAUGAUGCAAUAAUAGCAAAAUGUUUUUGCUUCUAGACAGCAGGCAGACUCAUUCAACCCUAGAUUUUGUUCCGUUUUUGCAGUUAGUAUGAGGAAAGGACUAAUCAAUGAAAGUGAUAUUCCCUUGGGGUAAAUUUUGUUGUCAGACUCUGAAAGCAAGUGUUAAUGUACUGUUUGAUGAGCCUGCCUUAACUUGGCAUUAUCAUUAAUUAGCUGUUUCCCACAUUUGUCCAUGGGCUACUAACAACCUUUCUUUGUCUGGCCUGCAGAUGUAAGAGAAGGGCAGCAGGGAAUCACAUGGAUCAAUUCUUACUUUCAUCUCAGUGUGGUCUUUCAUUCAUUAAUAACUGAACAGACAGGGCAAAGAAAAGGAAAUCGUUGCUGGAGGAGCACAGGCGGACAAAACUAAAAUGAAAAAGUGUGUUCUAAAUACACUUCUGGAGUCAGUGGAUAAAACUGUCUCAUCCAGUGGAGUUAGACACAUGGAAAGUAGCCAUAAUUUUGGCUCAUUUUAAAAAAGAAAUGUUAAAGAGCUAAGUUGCUCAGGCCUUGAUUCAGGAAGGUAUCUUUUUAUGAGAAAUGUCAAACACAUAGGUAAGUGCUUUUCUGGCUUGAGAUCUUAUUAGGGAUCCAGUUAAUUAUAAGUUAAGUUUACCUGUCUAUGUGGAAAUCAAGACACAUACAUACACACACAUAUGCAACUGUUUUUUGCUUAACUCCUUUUUGUUUAGGAUAAGGUCUUGCUAUGUUAGUCUUCUAGGUAUUUUACAAGGAAUCAGACUGCUGUCAUGGCUCUUUGCUAUUAGAAAACAUGCAAAACAUUGGUUUAGAGGGGUAAACCUUUGGUGUUUCCUCUUCAUGUUCAAAAGCACAGGACUUUACCACCAGCCUAUAUCAGAGCCUGGAUCUCUGUUUGUCCUUCAACUGUGCAUGUACAGGGACAACCUUCCCACGACACUAGCAAAAAUCACAGCAGUGAUCUCAGCCUAAAUCCAUAAGUAAAUAUUAAUACCUUCUCACUCAGGAGUGUUUGUAUCUGGAAUUUUGAUUAUUGAAGCUAGAGAUGUUUUGAAUUCUUUUCUUUGGACACCAGAAUUUUGAGUUUGUUCAAAGCCAGAAAUUUAGAUUAGGUUCAUGCUGUGAAAAGGUUGCACUUCAAGCACAUUUUUUCAGAAGGAAGAAGUAUAACUCCUGCAGUUCUUAGAACUCACAGUUGGCUUCACUGAACCAGCUCAUUAAAACAAAAUAAUGAUAAGGGCACAGGGAGUUCCCAUUUGUGAGCUCCUGGCUCUGUGGUAGCUCUGGGGUAGAUUUUUUGAGGAAAGCAGGGUGCUGGGAGGACAGUGGUGCCGCUCAGUGCUGAGCACACUCCAUGUUGUGUGAUAGGCAGAGGGCUGUGUCACCACAUAGCACUUUCCCCCCUCCCCUUUUCCCUCCUCCAUAAGCAUUCAGCCCUGCUAAGAGUGGUAGAAUAUUACUUCUAGCCCUGGCCAGGCUCUUUGAAGGCCCAUCGAUGAAAUAUCUAUAAUGCAGAACUAAAUACCGCAGCGAUGACUCAGUCCCUGCUGAGUCAGACUUCUCCCUGGAGUCAGGGGGAACAUAACCCUCCCUGAGUGUUUGGUCAGAGGUGCAGGAUGACUUAGUAAAUAUUUUUAAAGUUACCUUUACCUAAUAUACAUUGACUAAAGAUGCCUUAGAUUAUGCACAGUAGAAUAAUAAUAAUAACAAAGAAAACCUAAAUCCUUUUCUUCACCCACUUCUGAUACAUAUUUUCUUUCUUUCCUAGAGUGACUUUUUUUCAGUCAGCAAAGCCAGACCACUUAAUUUUCAGCUGGUCAGUUCUUGUUUCUGGCACAAAGGUGUGAAAUCAGACUGGAAAAUGUUUCUCCUUGAUUGUUAGUGUCAUUCACCACUGACAGGAGCUAAUAUGCAAGUGGUGGAUUUGUAAUCUCUUGGGGACUGCAGAUCAGAGCUGCCAUUCUAGAAGAGAUGCUAUAGUCAGAGUUACUGAUCUCAGUACACAGGUAUGCAGUAAAAUGUUUUGCAAUAUACAGGCAAUCACAGCUAGCUCUAACAUUCUCCUGCUCUUUUAAAAUUAUUUGAAUAAGCUGCAGUGUGUCAUUAGUAUUUUUUAGAAUUUUCUGUUGUCAUCUACAAAAAUCCCCAUGAAAUCUAUUAGUCUGGAAAUAUAUAAAGUGAAAUCUAGAAAUCAAAAUCCUACAAAGAGAUUGGGCCAGAUGAAAGCAACUAUUGUGGGGUCCCCUCCCAGGAUCACACCUACAUUCCCCCAUUCCAUUUGCCCCCCACUUCCCUGGAACACUCUGCAGCAUUCUGCUAGUGCAUUGUGAGCCAAGGAAUGGUAUGUUUAAGCACCUCCCAGUUAAACUAGAGAUCAGCCACUGUGCAAUUGUGUAAAAAAAAAUAAAAAUUAUUUUAAAACUCUGAAGAACUGCUUUCUCUUUUUUUUUUUUUUUUUUUUUUUUCCUCCAUGAAAGGAAACAAAAGUGGAAAAGGAUUAGGUGUUCAUUAGCUAACAGCCUAAAAACAGAGUGAGAAAGGAUUUCUGCAUUUACAUCCUUACCUUACUUUCCCCAGAUGCAUAGAAAGUAUGUUUCCAGAAGCCUUCCUUUUCCAUCUUCAGUAAGACAAUGAAGGCAAUGAAUAAGCCAGAAAUUCUGCAAAUAUAGGGCCCAUACCACUAGCCUCAUGCUGGAAUUCUAUGGAAUUAUUUGGGAGCACCCAUCAAUAGGCACAAAGGGGUCUUCUGAUGCCUGAGUGCAUCUCACAGGGGGUGGCACAGGCUGGGAAGCUGUGUGAAAAAGACAGCACCCUUCUGCCUCUGCACAGGAACUGCUGGUGCUCUCAGAAAGCUCUACCUUGCUGGAAAAGCAGCAGAUGUCUUCUACUUCCCAGAAACUGUUGUUGAGGGAGAAUAUUGUUCUAACUUGAGAGAGAGAAUCCAGGUAGUUUACCCCUGUAAAACAGGGAGGGAUACUGUUGCAGGUAUCUCUAUUGGUGUUCUUUCCUAUAGCUGGAACUGGUGUUCAGGGAAUUAGCAGACCUUUGUCUCAUGGUGAUGUAGGGCUUGAACUCCUGGAGACACUAUAAUUUAAAACAAAGGUGACAGUUCUUUGCGCUGCACCCCAUCAGUAAUUUGUCCCAUGUGUUUUUGUGGCAACAUGCAAGUGUUCACACAUGGGAAAGGAGGGAUUUGUUUACUUUUGAAUUUAUUUUUCAAAAUGUAAAAACCUCUAAUGCAGCCUCUCAAAAUGUUUAAGUCAACCAGCUUUCCUUACAAAUGACACUCUUUUAGGUUAUAUGGUCAGAUUUUUGUCUUUAUAAAAAGACAGUGGAUGUCACGAAUGUUUUCUGUGUUUGAGAAAAAAGACGCCAGAAGCCAACUUUUUUUUUGCUGAUGACCAAAUAGGUGAUAGACUAAAAAAAAUAAUAAUUUUGCAAUUUUAGACUUAAAACAUAUUCCAGAGUAGCCAAUCUAGGCACACUGAUGCUUAUUUAAAAGUGCAGCCUUUUGUAUAGCUCCAGCUGGUAUAAACAUGCUAUGUAUUAAUACAGUAGGAUGCUUAGCACCAGAAUGAAUCUGGAAUUUGGAAGCCUGUUUCCUGAUGGGUGAAUGAAGGGGGCAAAUUCCUUUUUCUGGAUUAUUCUUUUUUCAAGCAUGAAUUUUGUGGUUGGAGGGAAACUUCACAAAAUGUAGUUGGCUAUGCCAGGAAAGAAUGGAAUAUGGUGGUGGUUUUGCAAAAUACCCUUUGAAUAUGGAAAUAUUUGCUUAUAUACUUAUAAAGACUUCCAAGCUCAGUCUGGAAGCAAAAAUAUUUCAAACAAGGUAGCUGGUAGUACUGUGCUGCUUUUUAAUCAGAAGGUCCAUGAGGUCAUCUAGCUAAGGCAAGUUCUUUUGCUGUUAGUCAUUGCAAAUACUAUAGUAGGUCCCAAACGUGGCUCUUAGUUAGAAAGCCAAAUAAUUUGUUCAAAGUAAAAAUUAACAAACCCGACAAGGACAAUAGUAUUUUUGCUUCAAUUAGAAAAAACUAGUCUAUCUCCAGGAGCUCAUGAGAUAGUCUUAAAUAUGUCUUGUUGGCUUUUUCCUCCUGUUUAAUUUUUAGGAUAAUGAAACUCAUCAUCCUCUGAUGAUCUAUACCACACGUUAGCCAUGUAUACUCAACAAAUUACAGCACAACCAAGUCCUUUUCUUUUACUCUUUUUUAAUCCAUCACCUGCCUCAAUAAUUAAAAACAACAGAGCAAUUCUGUGCUGUUGUUUGUGUUGAACUGGUGGUGAUCUCAGCGAUGUGCUGGCGCAGUGUCUGAAUGGCAGCACUCAAAAACAAAUUUUGUGCAAAUGGCUGCAGGGAGUAGACAUCAGUGCUGGCCAGGUAGAAAGGAGGGGAAAAAAACCCACAUGGUUUCACAUUUUAAAGCAUAAAUUCAGCUCCCUUCAAAGCGGGUACAGCAGUUUGUCCCACUUGUGUCACCCACAGCAUGAGCAGGUCUGCUUUGGCCUCAGUGUAGUGUCAGGUGUGGAUCUUAACGUGGUGCAAUCCUUGCUUCCACAGGGAGACAAGUCUUGUGAUCCCAAACAACUCUUUCCUUGUCUGAUUACUGUGAUUAAAGCAGUAGCAGGGCAGGUGACCACUGCCAAUGCCAUUAUUUUCUGUUAAAAUGCAUCUCCGCUUGCUGAGACUGCAAUUGCUGCAAUGUCCCUUCUGAUCCUCAGCAAGCACAGGGGGUUCUGCUCUGUACCGAGGCAGGACUGAGACACAUGCCUGUCUUCAGGGCAUCAGCUCUCCCUGUUCUGGUAACUUGACUGCCAGGUAGAAGAAAGUGUAGCUGGCAAGCUGGCUCAGGACCUGAAGCUCAGUUUAGUCAUUUAUUUACCCUCCUAUGAAAGUGCACAACAGGACUCACUCACAAAUCUCACAGCACACUCUUGGCAUUUUGUAUUCUUAUGAUUUCUUCCAAGUGCAUAUGUAUCAACUGCUGUGUACUCGUAACACCCUGGUUUUAGAAGCUAUCCAGUGGUAGGAGGAAUAUAUGUGAUCUUUUUGUCUCUGCCAGUGGUUGUAGGAGUGCAUCUAUCAAACAAAAUUACUUAUGGCCAUUGGGGUUUUCUAGUGAUAAAACCUAGCAGUAGAAUGACAGAGUGAGCAUUUUCCUUUUCUUCUUGCUUGGAUAAUAUUUUUAUACUCUUUUAUAUGCAAUUUUUUUAAAUAUUUGCUAUUUUUAUUGUAGAGUUUACCAGACGUUCUGAUUGUCUACAGGCCCAGAUUCUCACAGGAAUACUUCCCUUCCCUUUUCUCCUGCCCCUUCUUCCCCAACAGGCAAAACCAUUGCAUUUGCAACAUCAGCUUAGAGCAGUGUAAACCUAGGGUCUGAUCACUCUUUCAGUUGCACUGAAAUCAAAGGAAGUUCCAUACAAAGUCCUGCUGGUCUCACCACAGCGUUUGGGGCCAAAGACUAAAUAACCUAAAUUGGUACAGCUAAGUACACGCAGGGCAGUCUGUGUAAAGCCAGGGCACCAGGGUGGUACUGUCUUCCUUUGCUGUGAUAGGAACUCCUUCCACCACAAUAUGUUAAAUAAGACUAUGUAUCUCUGUUUGUUCUGAUGAUGAUGCUUCUUGUAAUCACUUCAAUCAAAGUCACACCCUAGUGCACUGAGUACCUUCAGCUUGGAGGAAGGGUGGACAUUGUGGCUUAUCUGUGACAGCAGAUUUCACUGCUCUUGUGGUUAACCCUAUGGUGACAGGUCCCAAAUAAAGUUAAGAAACAUUACAUCUAUGGGUAGGAAAGAUAAGGGGAAAUUAACCAAAUUCAAGGGUCUUGGUCUUGUAAAAUAACGUUUUCUCAGCUGGCAAUCUGCAGGGAAUUCUAUGUAUGAAGUCGAACAUAAACUUUACAGUAUGUUUAUAUUAGCAGAAGUGAUAAUGAAGAUGUCUUUCUUGAACUGAACUAAAAUAAACAACAGACACCUGUUCUCUCACAUUUUUUAAAGAGACAGGUUGUUACACUACUUUGCACCAAGGGAGAGAAAACAAGUUAAAAUCCAUGCUGAAAGCAAAACUCCAUUCAAGUUUGCUCCUGGGACUGGGUGGGCAGGGUAAUGAAAAAAAAAAAAUACACCAAAAUGAUACAAUUUCUAAGACUCAUAAUGAAAAAAAUUGCAAAACUGAAAUGAAUGCUACCAUGUAAUGCCAAGUAUUCUCAACUGUUCUGAGAAUAAUUUUAAACAAUAUGUUUUUAUUGUUAGUUCCUCAUUUGAAAGAAGAGGCUUGUGGUCUCUAGAUGUAUAAAACAUUUUUCAACAUGCCAGUUUUUCUGUAACUGAGUUAAUGUAUGUUCAUUCUAUUACCAAAUAAAAACAAUGAGGU